Molecule: messenger RNA, 1534 nt
Organism: Telopea speciosissima
Lineage: Eukaryota; Viridiplantae; Streptophyta; Magnoliopsida; Proteales; Proteaceae
Product: zinc finger protein WIP3-like
Exons: 2
Coding region: 125-1114 (329 amino acids)
Biological process (GO): anatomical structure development; regulation of gene expression
Cellular component (GO): nucleus
Molecular function (GO): DNA-binding transcription factor activity
Source: RefSeq, a predicted model, not a curated record
CUCCAAUAACGGAGAAACCAAACAAAACCAUCAUUCAUAAAUCAACCAUGAAGGGUUGCUUUUCCACAAAGUCUUGAUUACAUAAACAUCUGAGGAGAGGAGGAGCAUCAAAGCUUCGGAGAAGAUGAGCAUAAGGAGCUACCAUGUAGAUGACAUUUCUUUCUGUUUGCAAGCUCCAGCCUUCAUUGAAUGGCUCUCGCCAACAACCUCACCUUCUUCCUCUUCUUCUUCUUCAAUAACUCAGCAAGCUCAGUGCACAAGUCCCACAAGCUGCCUAGCACAGCCUCCCUUUUAUAAGAGACAAGAAGAAGAGCUCCUUCAGCAAAACAACCGAUGCCUACCUCUCCUAAGCAGGUUAUCUGAAACUAAGCCCUUGAAAGAAGAAGCCAUUCAACUGGAAGAGGAGAGUGGCCUAGGUUUCAAAGAUGAGAAACUAGAGAAGGUUACUGUGGCCUUGCACAUUGGGUUGCCAAAUUUGGAAGAUUCUGAGACUGAAAUGAAGUCCUUAAGCUAUAAGGAAGAGGAAUCCAUGAAGAAGAACUUUGAAGAUCGUCCAUUGAGCACUGAGAGUAGAUUUUGGAUUCCCACACCAUCUCAGAUCCUUAUUGGGCCAACCCAGUUUGCUUGCUUCCUCUGCAGCAAGACCUUCAAUAGGUAUAACAAUAUGCAGAUGCAUAUGUGGGGCCAUGGUUCACAGUACAGAAAAGGACCAGAAUCACUCAGAGGAACACAACCAACAGCAAUGUUGAGACUUCCUUGCUAUUGUUGUUCCCAUGGUUGCAAGAACAACAUCAAUCAUCCUCGAGCUAAACCACUGAAAGAUUUCAGAACUCUUCAAACACAUUAUAAGAGAAAGCAUGGAGUGAAGCCAUUCAUGUGUAGGAAAUGCGGCAAACCAUUUGCAGUUAAAGGAGAUUGGAGAACACAUGAAAAGAACUGUGGGAAGCUAUGGUAUUGUACAUGUGGAUCAGAUUUCAAACAUAAGAGGUCCCUAAAGGAUCACAUUAGAUCCUUUGGAAAGGGUCAUUCUCCACACCCUUCUCAUAAAUGCUUGGUAGAAGAAAAAGAAUGCCUCACAGGAUCCGAAGAUGAAGUGGGUUCAGGGAGACCAUAGAAGUCUCUACUAGUUUACUUUUAGUUUGAAGAUCCAUGACCCAUUUCAAUCUCUUUGCUUUUAAGUAGUUAUUAGGGUUUUAGUUUUGUGAGCUUAUCUAAGCUUGUGCUCUGAAACAAAAAACUCUCAACAAGUGUCUACAGGAAACACAGAGAGAGUCGUUUGCUUCGGAGCACUGGCAGAAUGAUGAGCCAUAAUAACUUUUAGACGGUUCGGUAAGUGGCUUUGUUAGUACAGUUGUGUUUCCUUGAAGCAUGGUCAUGAAGUAGCUGAAUUUUCUUCAGCCUCAAGAACUUGAAAGCAGCCCGGAAUUAUGUUCCAGGAAUCAGGUGUCUGUAAUCAUUCAAUGGGGAAAAUUUGUCCACUUCAUUGACUAACUAGUUAUAUUAAUAUAAUAAAUGGGUUUGUUCUUUUCAUCAA